Molecule: messenger RNA, 7766 nt
Organism: Nematostella vectensis (starlet sea anemone)
Lineage: Eukaryota; Metazoa; Cnidaria; Anthozoa; Actiniaria; Edwardsiidae
Product: repetitive organellar protein
Exons: 5
Coding region: 214-6552 (2112 amino acids)
Source: RefSeq, a predicted model, not a curated record
AUACCCACGGGACGCCCCCAGACGGUACACGGACGUCUUAUGCUGCACAAUAUGCUUCCAUAGACAUGGGAAAGUAGGGUGUUUUCCCUAAGAAAGAUAACGUUCAGUGUUAGCGACCACCUGACGUCACUUGAUUGUCUUCAGAUCUUGAAAGAAUGACCUUAUUUAAACAAGGAUCCAGUUAAAAGAGAAAAACUGACGUAUCAAGCAACCAUGGAAGGGAACCUGGAACCGAUCACGGAGGAAGAGGUCAAACAUGACAUGGAUGAACUGAACAUGGAGCUUCAUAACCUGAAGCACGAGAUCUCUAAACGCGAUGAGCAAAUCGCUCAAUUGCAACAACAGUUUGAGAACGAGACAGAGAGGAGCCGUAAAUUGAUGGAAUUAGUAAAGUCCGAGGAAACAAGAAAUUUUCAGAGCGAAGAUACGAUCUCGGAGCUAAGGCACAGAUUGGAUGAGAGCGAGAAACUUGUCCGUGAAUUACGCGAAGUGUUAGAUAGUCGGUUCCCAGUUGGUGAAACAAGUUCUCAGGAGGAGUACAGUGAGCUGAGCACAAGGAUUUCCGAUGGCGAAGAAGCAAGAAAGGAGAUGAAAGAGGAAAUAAUUGCAUUGGUUCAGCGAUGCAAAGAAAUGGAAGAGAAACUCGAAAAUGAGCGCAGCAGACUUGAGGAAGAGCAGACCGAGCAUGCAAAGGUUUUGAACAAGCUUGCACAGAGUGAGGAGUUGCUCAAGACGUUCAAAGAUGACACAUUCUUUGCAAGCGAUGAUGACACAGACGAGGAUGAAAACACGGCAAAGUAUAAGAAGGUAAUCGCAUCGCUGAAAGCAGGUAUUGAUGUCCAAAGCAAACGAAACAUGGAGCUACAUGAGGAAAUACAACGACUAAAGCAUUCCACGGAAGAUCAGGCAUCGCUCAUAGAAAAUAUGAAAAGUAAGGCAGCCAAGGAUCAGAAACUCAUCAAAGAGUUGAAUUUCCAGAAUGAACGCGAGUACAAGAAGAACGAGAAAAUGAAAGGCGACACACAACGAAUGAAGAAGGAGUUGGAUAGCUGGAAGCGGAUCCAGGCGGACAUGAAAAUGCAGUAUCAGGACUUGAGGGUUUUGUAUGAUGGCGUGUGCAAGCAUACAGAGGAGCAAAAACGGGAGAUUGUGGAGAUGAAAUUACUUAUGGAGAGGGACAAGAGAUCUAUCGCAAGACAGCGCGACGAGAUAGAGAAAUACAAGGGACGUGCAGCAUCAUUGAGACAGACCUAUGACGACCUGAAAAUAAAGUUCGACGAAAACGCUAAAACACUAGAAGAAAAAACUAACGAGGCCUCAGCCCUAGCAAACCAAGCAGCAAGUAACAAGAAACUGAUAUCAGACCUGCAAAACAUCAACAAGGAUUUAAAGAAAAGAAGCGAUUUUUCGCAGAAGGAACUUAUCGAGAAACAUAAACUUCUGAUGCAAGCCGAAGAAAAGAUGAGAGGGUUCCAGGAGGAUUUGGACGAGAAGGACAAAAUAGUAAAAGACAGUGCAAGGGUUGCUAGAGAGGCAGAAGAAAAAGCCUCAAAAAGCAGCCAAGAAGCGUCUACUAAGGAAAGAGAUCUCCAUGAUCGUAUUGAGUUGAUUAAGAGUCUCGAGUCGCAAGUCCAGCUUUUAACUGAUGUGAAUAAGAAGACUGAGGAAGAUAACGCCAACUUGCGUUACCUUCUUAAGGAAAAGGAGAACAUCAUCCACGGAAAGCAGUUCGAGGUCGAUUAUAAACAGAGCAGCGCUCGAGAAGCUGAGGAACGAAACGCAGAGUUGGGAAGACACGUGUGUGAGGUGGAGCAGCUUUUGGAAGACGCAAGAAAGGAAAUAGAAGAAAAACAGCAGACCAUAGAUAACUUAGAACACGAUAUUGAAACGCUGUGUGAGAAAGUGAAUGAGAGGGAAGCUAUUUUGAAUGAAGACAAAACCGAGGUACUAUGCGAGACGCCGGAAAACACACCAGAGGAUAUAAGUGGUAUGGAAGAGACUGAUAUGGAGAAAAAAGUAGGAGAAAUGAAAAUCCUGCUUUCUGAAAGAGAUAAAGAAUUAAAGGCUCUGAUAUCUGAGAUGGAAGAAGACAAGAAUGUCAUCCAUUUUCAAACACAGCUCCUGAAAGAUGUGGAGUCAAGAGUUGAAGAGGAAGAUACUCGACUGGAAGAAAUCGAGGAGCGUUUGAAGAAUAAGUGUGUCGAAUCAGAAACGUUUCGAGCAGCAUUGGCCGAGAAGGACGCCGAAAUGGAAGAGAUGAAGGUGGAGUUUAGAAAAGGCGUAGAGAUGUACCUUGCAGAAGUAGAUGAGUUGAACAAUGCAUUGGGAGAGGCAAGAAGUGAGAAUGAACGACUGCAGCAAGAAACGAUGGACUGGACUCUCAGUCGUAGCGAUGAAAUCUUGAAGGUCCAGGAAGAGAAAAAAGAGCUUGAACUACAAUUGACGAACGAGUUGAAGAGAGAGAAGCAGACGAGUCAAUCUAUGAUCAAGGACCUCAGGGAAGACAUCCGAGCUCUCACUGCCAAUCUUAAAAACGAGCGUGAAAUCUAUAGAUUCAAAGAGAAUGAACUGGAUUCGAAAGAAAGGCAAUUUAAGACGGAAAAAGAAAGCUUACUUGAACACAUCGAAGAAUUGCAAAGCCUUGUUAAACAAAAAAAAGAAGAUAACAACGUGUUAGAAGAAAGAUUGAUGAAUCAAGACAAAGAGAUGCAGCAAAUCGAACGACGACACGUGAGCGAGCUCCAGGCUGUCGAGGAGAGGCAGAGGAUCUUACAAGUCGAGAAUGAUAACUUGAACAAGCUUGACCAACAAGACAAGUUUGAUGAGUUGCGCGCUCAGCUGGAAAAUAAGAAAACACAAUUGUGCGAGGCAGAGUCAAGGCUAGAUGAAGCCGAAAAAAUCCACAAUGACUCUAGGAAAGAAGUCUUGCGUCUUCUUGAUGAAAAAGACGAAUACAUAAGCCACUUAAAACGCGAAAACUCAGAAUUGAAGAGGACAUUAGAGAUCGAAAACGAAUGGAUGGACGAAAAUGCUACUGAAACUCUAGGAAAAAAAUUGAAUGAUAAGAAAAUAGAUGAAGAGGCUCGAAUGUUAUCCGUACAAAAGAAGGUAGUCCAGAAACUGAAAACGGAUAUCGAAGAUGAACUUGAACUUGCUAAGAUAGAUGAGGACGAAGAAGGAUAUGGGGUAGAGGAAGAGAGACGGUACGAGCCCAGCAAAGAGCAUGAUCUCAAAACAGCCGUGACGAAAGCGCUUAUCAUCCUGCUAUUGACGCCUCUAGCUUAUCUGUUCUCUACCGCUGGUGAAGUCUGCUUGACGUUAGGAGCUGUGUUAGUUCCUGUGAUCUACUUCAUCUACAGGAAGCCCUGGUGUUCCCACGAGAAAGACCUUUAUGCUGCAUUAAACAAGCUGACAACAAGACUGGCUGCAGAGUGCGCGGAGACCGAGUUCUUAAAGAAAGCCAUAGAAAACAUGACUCAGGGACAAAAAGAACUGGGCUUGAACAACAACGCAAGUGACACACCGCCAACACAUGUAAAUCACAAGAGCCCACGCGGCAAAAUCUCUGCGCACUGCAAGGAUUGUGGGAAGCAAGGCGAUCCAGUAAUCGAGAGUGAUAACAGAAAACUGCAGCGACAACAGUCUUUACUGGAGAAGUUGAAUAUCAUACUUUAUGAGAAGAAUGCUCGAAGUCAUCUAGGGCGCUUUUGGGGAUAUGAGGAAUUGAAGAUGGCUUUGAACAGGUUGAGGCAUGAGCGCGAGAUAGAACAAGGCAAGCAGGGAGAACAGAAGGACAUUCAUCUCCACGAACGCCUAUCAGAAGUUGUUGAGGAAGCCGUCAGAGACGAAAAAAGACGCAAGUUCAAAGCCUUAGUCCUAACGAUCGUCACAUCCUUGACAGUUAUGUUGCUGUUUUCACUGAGGUCUUCGUCUCUUUUUGCUGUUGUAACGUCAGUUGUCGUGACGGUUUGCUCAUUCUUGUACGGCAUUCGAUCCUGGCGGAAGAUUGAAAAUUUGAAGUCCAAGUUGAGCGUGGAAAAGUGCAGAAUUGAGGAGCAGACGAAGGAGAUCAGUGAAUUGUUGAGUUUGUUGGACAGAGAGCACGAGGUAGUCUGUAAACAGAAGAUAGCAAUUGAGGCGCUUGAGCGAGGGUUUAAUGAGGAAUUCAGGAAAAACAAGGACCACCAGCUGACGAUAGCCAAGCUGACCUUGGUAUUUCAGGAGGAAAAAGAACUGCAGGAGGUAUUACGCCAGAAGGAAGAUUUUAAGGAAGCUACGUCUGACGAGGCGCAGAAGCAAAUUGAAGAUCACACUCGAAGUAAAUACCUUGUAUUCCGAAAUAUGCAGCGAGAGCUGGAAGAACAACAGUCGCACUCGGAAGAACAGCGGAGGGUUAUCGAUGAGUUAAAAACCGCAACCAGCAUCAUAACUAAUGCCGCUGCGUCACAGUUGUCCGAGUUAAGAUCCCAAAGGGAAGUCAAACUUACUGGCGACUCAAGCGUCCUUCAAGGUUUGAAAUACUUGUCUGGAGCAAGCCUGUCCACUUUAUCUGUGGCCAUGUUUUACACAGGCUAUCCUUGGCUAGCUAUUCUUCCUCUCGCAGGCAUCGCGCUCUAUUCAGUCAACAAGCGUGGAAUCAAGAUAAGCAAAGCCAGCUUUGCAAAGUAUGGUUCAAAGGUUACCUGGGCUUGCGCUUUACUGGUGUUGAUCUGUGGUCUUUUCGUAGCUUCAAGUUCUCUCCCAUCAGUGAGCCCAUCAGCGCGUGAGUUUGUAUGCUUAUCUGUUGUUCCCUCUGUUGUGAUUGUUGCGUUGGCCUAUUUACGACACAAAAGGAGAACAAUUUCAAAUGACACAGAUGACCUUUGGAACAGGAUUCAUGAGCGCACCCAACUGAUUGAUGUCCAAAGCGAAGAAAUACAGACCUUAAAGAAACUGCUCGAAGUAGAGCGAACUUACAGUCAAUACACUGAACAACUAUUAAAGGAGAAGAACGGAGGCGUUGAAGGUCUAGAUGGCAGGGACAGUCAUGAGAUUGCCAAUAAGAAAGCUAUGGAGGAUGACGAGAAAUGCCAUCAAUACGACUUGACAAGAUACGAGCUUGAUGAAGUCAAGAUAUUCCUAAGCGAAGAAAAACGGACAAAUAUAGAACUAAGAAAAUCUCUUGCAGAAGCCCAAGAAUCAAAAUCGUCCUUGACUUGUAAAGUACGUAAUCUAGAGCGAAUGCUGGAGGUGCAACGGCUAAGUGCUCAAGAGAAGUGCCAUCAGGGAGAAAACCUUCUGAAAGACCGCAUCCAGGAGCUUGUGGAAGACCUAGAAGGGGAAAGAAAAACUAAGCAGGAACUAAGCGCACAACUCAUUGAGGAAAGGAGCUUGCGAGAGCUGAAACAGAUUGAGCUUGCUGACCUUGGGGAGAAACUCCGUGACGAGCAGCAGAUUACAAUGAGUCUUAAAGAGCAGUUGAAGGCAGUUAAUAGAACUGAAGUGUUGAAACUGCAGCUCACAAGUGCUCAGCGCGAGCUCGACGACGAACGUUUAGCCAAUCAAAGUCAAAACCAGAGUUUCCUUGAAGCUCUUCACCGGCUUCGGGAAAACAACCUUGUGCUGCAAAGAGGAAUCCGAGAGCUGAAUAAAGGUGGACAAGAUAGCAGCUGUGAUGGACUUGGAGAUAUCCGUGAACAGAGCGAAGUGCAGCAAGAAGAGAUUGAAGGCUUGCAGACGCAACUUGAGGAGAUCAUCAAUGUUGGGCAUGCGCAGAAGUACCAGGACGUCAUUGAGGAACUGCAGACCCUCCGAAGAAAGCUGGAGUUUUACGAGAACCAGGGCAACAACGAAGAGAAGGACGGUGCAAAAAUCAAGAUGCUGGCGGAACUCGAGCACGAGCGAGAGAAGAACAAGAUACUGGACGAGGCGGUGGAAGAGCUACAGAGACAACAGAGGGAACAGCGCCUCAUGUACGAGAAGGAGAAGAUGAGGUCCAUACAGCUGGCGAGGCAGGUUUCCGGCGAAGAUAUCCCGCAGAUUUUGAUAGAGGAAGAAGCCAAGGAAGAUGUAGAGGAUACACGAGGCGUGCUAUACUGGCUGGGGACCAAUGGCGGCCUGACGGAAUGGAAAAAUCCCGGCGAGGCAGGCCUAGUCACUAUAACCCGCUCUUCCUACGGGCAUGGCAAAGCUACAGAUGCCGCUGACCGCAGACCAUCGUGGUGCAGCACCAGCAACAAACCCAACCAAUGGUGGAAGAUCGACUUCGGAGAUAAACGUACCGUGGUUGCCAAUGGUUACCGUUUGCGUCACGGCUGGAGUGGGAAUGCAGGUGCGUUACGUCAUUGGGUGCUAGAGGGUUCGAUGGAUGGACGACGAUGGCUGUUGCUAAAGCAGCACGAAAACGACGAUUCCCUAAAUUCUGCUUACGCCUCAGGAUAUUGGAAACUCGAGAAUAUCACGACAGGUUAUCGAUUUGUACGCGUUCGCCAGACUGGGCCGAAUUCCACCGGAACAAAUGCUCUCCGUCUAUGUGGCUUUGAGGUUUACGGGAAGAUCGUAAUUGCGGAGUGAUAGAAGGGGGAUAGAGGUAUAGAAUAAGGAAGGGGGUCGAUACGUAUUCUGUGAAGACAUAGGGAAAUGAAGGUGAUUAGUUGACUAUGUAUUGGUUUCUGUGGUUUGACGCGACGGGCUGGGGAGAGGACAGUCGUGCGGUAACACCACGAACUCAGUGAUUUAAUAAAUGAGAACAUUAUAGUCCAGAAGUCAUAAGGGCAAGGUUUUCCAGUAUUUUAGUAUUUUAAUAACCGCUAUGGCGGGCCAAUGCAGAAAGAAUCUAUGUAAUUUUAGCGAGCACAAUGUGAUAUUCAUAUGCUUUACUCGCAUGCAAUAUAUUCAUUGAAAUCAUAUCAUUUUAGCGAGCACAAUGUGAUAUUCAUAUGCUUCACUCGCAUGCAAUAUAUUCAUCAAAAUCACCAAUGAUGUGCAUUACAUUGACUAUUUAUAGCAUUGCUAGGAAAAUAUCAUACGGUAUAUAUAAAUAUAAACGCAUUUUCUCAAACAUGUUUUCAGUCAUACGUGGACGUCAAUCAUGACUUUAGAAUUUUUUCAAAAGGCCAUUCCAGUUAUAAGCAUGCGCGCGCACUCACCAUGGGAACCUACCUUAACUACCCGCAUGCAGCGCGCGCUUCGUUCGAUGUAAGCUUAAAAAAACGCGCACUGCAUUCUGGUAGUUGAGGUAGGUUUCUAGUGUUAUGUGCGCGCAAUCUUAUAGCUGGUAUGGCCUAUUCUUCACCUCACAGCUUUAUAUCGAUGACAACGAAAACAAAAUCAGUGGAUCGCCUUCUUAGCUACUGUCACCAAGAGAAUACCGAUAAACACAAAGCCAGCUAUUGAAUAAAGUUUCAAUUCUAUCUUGUCUGCUAUCUUUACGCCUGGAAUUUUUCGGCGCUCUCUCAUUGGUUAGCGGUCUAACGGCUGCCGUAACUGCGAAACGGCUUCCGUCACAAAAACAAAACAGAAACGAUUCGGAAACGAAAAACACAAGGCGCACGUGUGACUGAAAACAAGUGUACAAAUCAUUUAUUUGAUGACCUGUUCUUCGAUAAGGAGAAGUGUAACUACUUUUGGUUUUUGGGACCAUAGUUAGGACCAUGAAAAACUUAGGGUUAACUGUUACAUAUAAAUAGCAUAUGGGAUUGACAAAAUAUACAAUAACCAAUAAUUUUAGAUAUGUAUCUAUUGGGUGAUGGUUGAUAGAAAAUUCAAUAAAAUAACUAUAGACACUU